UUAGGUAGGUAGGUAUCAGCGAAUCAGCAGCUGAACGAGGCAGAAAAAAAAACUGCGGAGCUGGAAGACGUUCUAACAUCAUCACGUCGUCAUCAUCAUCAUUAUUGUUUAUCAUUAACUGGUAGCAGCAAAUUGGUGCAGCUUCUGAUAAGCGAAACUCUGUUGCGCAUAUAGAGCUAGACGAGGGACGAAAUCAGCACAGGAAGCACUGGAAGAGAUCCAUAAUGUCUCGGGUGCGGGUGCUGUACGACUUCAGCGCCGAGCCAAACUCGGCCGAGCUGACCAUCACGGUGGACGAAAUACUGACCGUCACAAACCCGAACGUCGGCGAAGGAUGGUGGGAAGGUACCAAUAGUCGUGGCCAGCGUGGCUUGUUUCCGGCUGCGUAUGUUGAAGUUGUGCCGAACAAUACUGGCCCUCCGAAAAUGCCACCACCUCCAUUGGCCGCCCCGCAGCCAGUGGCAAAACAACAGCAACCGCCAUCAUCAGCACCACAAGGACCUCGCUACGAUCAAACGGCGGAUGAUUGGGGGGAUCAACAGGACGAUUGGGAAGACGACUGGGACGAUGAUAAUGAAACGUACUCGGAGAUUGGACCCUCAAGUGGAGGAGGUGGGGGUGGAAGUGGUCCAGCCAAAGCCAACAAUAAUCAGAACGGCAACUUUCAAAGCAGCUAUUAUGCGAAUGCAAAUUUGCCUGCACCACCCCCGGGCGAUGGCGAUACGAUGUCCCUGGCAUCGACCGCAACGGGAAGCACGCGAAGGACCACAUCGUCGACAAAGAUAUUUUCCAAAACCGGGGAUGCGUAUCUGAUGGGUUUGAGCGUUCCUGCGGUUUCGGAAGCGGACCGGGUGCAGGUUCUGCAAACUGAGAACGGUAUCAUUUGGAAGCCGAUGCGCGAUGGCUACACAGUGACUGUCGAUUCCCCGAAGAAGGAGAAGAAGUUCAAUGGCCUCAAAAGCUUUAUCGCUUACCAGCUGACACCCUCGUUCAACAACAUUCCGGUUUCCCGUCGUUACAAACAUUUCGAUUGGCUACACGAACGGCUGGUGGACAAAUUUUGCCUGAUACCCAUACCGCCCCUGCCCGAUAAGCAAAUUUCCGGUCGUUACGACGAAGAGUUCGUCGAGCAUAGGCGGGUGCAGCUGCAGGAAUUCGUCGAUUGGAUGUGUCGGCAUCCGGUCCUGUCGACCUGUGCCGUUUGGAUGCAUUUUCUAACCUGCACCGAUGAGAAGAAGUGGAAAACGGGAAAACGAUCCGCCGAAAAAGACCCGCUCGUGGGAACCACAUUCUGUGCAUCGAUUUUCCCGCCGGAUAAAAAUCUACUUCCAUCCCAGGUGGAUCCGCAAAUCGACGCGUGUACCAUGUUCGUACCUCAGAUGAACUCUGCUGUGAAAACCCUGUUCCAAAUUUGCAGCGAUGAGACCAAAAAAUUCCAAACCCAAUGGAAGCAGGACUACCAACGGAUUGGCGAAGGUCUCUCGGAACUUGCCCGUGCCCUGGAGAUUGACGAACGACGUCAAGCAACCAGCGUUAGUCUUUCGAAUUCCGUUGGCCAAGCCGCUGGCGUCUUCAUUAACGUAGGACAAAUGUUUGCGGACCAGCCGAAGCACGAUUUCAUUCCGUUCUCGGAUCGAUUGCAUAUCUACCGGGGACUGCUGGGUACUUUCCCGGAUGCUCUCAACGAGUACAAAAAUGGCGUUCAGAAGCGUAAGGAAUGUGAGAAACUUACUGCGGAACAGAAAAUGGAAAACAGUCAGCUGGCAGAAGUCAACCGGCGGGUGGAUGUAAUGGCCUAUGCCAUGCUCGCGGAAAUGGCCCACUUUCGGCAGGAACGGGACACCCAUCUUAAGGAUACCUUGCACAACUUUAUUGGUGCGCAGAUCGAGUUCUACAAGAACAUUGUGCGCAAGCUGGAGCAGGCGCAAUCAAAUUUCUGAAAAUGAACUCCACUUUUGUAAUAGAUUUGUAACGGAGGUUUCCCUUCUUCCGCGCAUGAUUAAUAUUUUCGCUGAUUUCGUUGAACAAAAUGUCACACAGUCUUCUUUUCCGAAAACACAGAUAAAAAUUCAUAUUUUGUCAUUCCUGUUUGCAAUAAUACAAAAUUUAAGUCUUUACCAAAUUCUUUCUAAAGAUUGUGUAAUGAGGCGAUAAAAUUGACUGUGUAUUUGUCAUUCAGAUAGUUGGUAUAUAUAUUCUCCCUAUUUCCCCAAAAAAAAUCCUUUUAGCUUUAACUUACAAAUGUGCUCCGACAAAGAGAGAAUAAAAACCACAAGCUGCAGUUACUGCAGCAGUUGCAUGCAGGUGUUAGGGAGAAACAGAAAACUGAUUUUUCAAUGUGAAAAAGAUAACAAGAUAAUGAUGCCUUAUGAUACCAGACUACUAAGCAGAUACUGAAGUAAAACUAUAACAGCAUAUAUUUUUUUAUUCAGUUCUAGGAAUGCGUCUCCCAAAGAAAUGGUAGACUCCGAUUUGGAUAUAUUUUUUACUGAUACUAGAAUACACCCACACACAGCAUGAAUAUUUGCUGCAAACCAAGCGUCGAACGUUGGGAGUUUUGUAACAGCAAAUGCUUCGUAAAAGCUUGCCAAACCUUGGCCCACAACACCACAAUUACGAAACGACACAAUCAACUUUUCGUUAAAACGUAGAACAACUCCCGGAGAAAAUGAUGAUUUUUAUUUUAGCAUAUUAACGAGGUGGAUACAUUAUUGCGGGUCGCAAUGGAUGUUACUGGUUAAGUCAAAAAACUGUAUUAGUAGGAAUACAUAUAUCUAUAUAUUCGGCGCAUUUAGCACAAUAAAUGAAAGUGAGCAAUGAACAACCAAACUGGAAA
This is a messenger RNA of Uranotaenia lowii, 2836 nucleotides long. It is a transcript of the gene SH3PX1, whose product is annotated as sorting nexin lst-4. Lineage: Eukaryota; Metazoa; Arthropoda; Insecta; Diptera; Culicidae. Gene Ontology annotation, cellular component: cytoplasmic vesicle; plasma membrane. The record is from RefSeq and is a predicted model, not a curated record. The coding region runs from base 225 to 1940 and encodes 571 amino acids. Gene Ontology annotation, molecular function: phosphatidylinositol binding; protein binding. The transcript is spliced from 2 exons. Gene Ontology annotation, biological process: mitotic cell cycle; protein transport; endocytosis.